CGAUCAAGAGAGGACAAAGCAAAACAUAUGGAUUUUCAAGAAAAAGACAAUGCAGCCAGGAUUUUACUUUGGCAAUGUAGUAGUCAAAGCCAAGAGGUCUCUGGAAGUCAGUGACUUGAUUAGAGCAGAGCUUCACAAACGGAAAGUGGCCUUGGGCUUGGCAGAAGUCAGUACUGAAAUUCUUCAACGGGAACAGGCUAGUCUCACAUGGAACGUUACUAAGCUGGGAAAAUGGCGGCGUUGAGACACCGUUUUUGAUCAAAUGAUUCCAUGAUUUGAACUCUAACACAUGUACCAGCCACUUCUUCGACCCAAAGACGCCAUGGUGCCAUCAACGAUAUCUCAACCUGGUGUACUGGUGAUUUUGUUAGCUUUCGUCGUUUUACACAGGGGCUUGGCCCUUAAUAUCGUUGGCAAACCAGCAAGUCAGAGCACAACCUUCGAGAACAAUGCUGAUGCGCAGCCAGGUUUGGCGGUGGACGGAGAUCGAACCACCACUUCUCACACAGAGUGCUCCGGAUACCAGUGGUGGAAAGUGGACCUCGAGGCGACUUAUUGCUUGACGACGAUCACUAUUGCGAACAGGGCAGACUACCACAGGAGACGAUUGCAAGGUGCGGUAGUACGAGCUGGUUUGAAUUCAGAUCAUACACAAAACACACAGAUAGGAUCUGCAGUUACUAAUUAUCAAGCUGUCAACGUAUUAGAGAUUGGUUUCGGGACGAACCCUUCUGUCGCCGCUCAGUAUGUUAGUGUGGAACUAACCGGGAACUGCCUCCACAUGGCUGAAGUAAUGGUCACUACUGAAACAAGCCCGGUCACAGCUGGUACUGUUUCCCCAGUGACACAAUCAGCUGCGACUCCAACGAGUGUUACCGUCAGCUGGUCUCCAGUAUCCUGUGCGGUUCAUUACAAUGUGAUGUAUGCACUGACAAAUAAAGAUGGCUGCGAACAGAUCAACUCACCAAUGUACAGGCAGCACUGCAUGUGUCAAGGAAGCCAGACAACCAUCAGUGGCCUGCUGUCAAAUUCUCAGUAUAUUGUCAAAGUCAAAGCCUCCGUCAAUGGUGCUUACGGACCGGAAGCACAAAAAUGGAUCACUACUGACCCCGUGGCACCGAGAGCACAGCCAACUACGGUUGAAGUUUCAUCCGUUGGUCAACGAAACCUGACAUUCACUUGGAACCCACUACUGUGUAGAAACCGAGGCGGUGUCAUCACAGGAUACAAAUACAUGCUAAUUAACCUGAAUUCUAGAACAAACAUCACUGGUACUGUGACUGGGGAAGAAGUCGUAUUCGAUCAACUCAUUCCAUUCACUUCAUACAGUUUCCAGGUUGCCGCAACCAACGCUGCUGAGACAGGCCCAUACAGCGAUGCAGUAAACACAAGAACAGAGCAAGCAGAGCCAACAGUUCCCUUAAACGUUCAAAUCCAGUCAGUGGACAACAUCUCAGUCAUUCUUGAAUGGUCGGAGCCUGACCCUCCAAAUGGAGUUAUCACACACUAUAAUGUUCGCUAUUGGAGGAUUGAAGAAAGCGACAACGUAAAGAGUGACGUUAACGUGACGGAACUGACACAUCGAGUAACAGAUCUCCAAGCGAGUGCAACAUACCAAUUUCAGGUGCAAGCCACGACAUCAGCUGGUGCUGGCCCUUGGAGUGAGGCUAUCAACGCAACGACAGCAAUCGGAGUUCCUGGACCAAUACGAAACCUCACUUAUACGGAGAGAACAGAAACGUCGGUCUCCUUGUCGUGGAAGCCACCCCUUAAGCCUGGAGGAAUCAUCACUGCUUACAUAGUGGCGUACCGGUUCUUGGAGAGGCAUUCUCAACCGGAACUAACGGCAGAAGACACAUAUCACAGAAAUGAAGCUCAGAAUUCAAGCUUCCUUCAAGACAAACUCAUUCCUGGCACGAAAUAUGAGUUCAGGGUCUCAGCGAGGAAUGAAAUGUUCAACGGAACUUACGACCAAGUCUUGGAUGUGUAUACUAAGCCGGUGACAGACUUGCCUCCUCCGACACCACCCGAAACGUAUCCAAACGAAAACACGGAUACUACUGUAACCAUUGGUCUUGCGACACUUGUCUCUCACGAUACGGAUGUCAGUUCAUACGUGGUUCACAUCAAGAAGACCUCUCCAUCCAAAGCUAAGAGGGAGGCUUUGAAUGUAACGCACUACGAGGACUCACCUGAUGACUAUAUAGCAGCAGAGAUAUCCAAACAAAACUUAAGCGAGAAGUUUAUAGUAGGAGACAAUCAAACCUAUGGAAUGUACAGGAAUGCACCGCUGCAGACAGGUGCAAGUUACGAAAUUCGAGUUGGGUCUGUCAGUCGAGGGAAUGAAAACGAGAUCUUUGUGAGCUAUUCUCAGCCGAUAAGUGUAACAGUCAGAAACAAACAGCAGUCUCCGAGCCCAUCAACAACGGCGCCUCCAUCUUCCGCCGUAGUUCCUGCUGUCGUAGCCGUCCUCGUAAUAGUGGCUAUAGGCUUGCUCAUCACGAUAGUGGUUUAUAAACGGAGACGAUCUCAGCAAGCUAAGAAGCUGACAGAUAUUGAUGGAAAACAGCAGCCAGCAAAUAUUUACCUGAAAACUAAAGGGCUCACCUCAGACGAACUUGAGCGACCGGAAGAAUCUUCAUCUCAUCCCCACAUCAAUGUCAUCAAAGUGGUUGUGACUCCCCAAUCGUCCUGCACAAAGAAGCCUAAACCUUCGCCCAAGCCACGACAAAAGCAGACCAACUCGUCCCCAACAACCCCUGCCCUGGUGGAACCCAAGCCAUUCACUUCGCUUCCACCCGUUCGUAUCAAGGACCUGGCGGAAUACAUUCGCUCGCAAGAGUCUAAAAGUGAAAAGGGUUUCGAGGCUGACUACAAGAGUCUUCCAGAUUCACAGUUACAUCCAUGGACAGUUGCCUCCAAACCAGAAAACAGACAGAAGAAUCGUUAUGUAAACGUCGUUGCUUAUGAUUACUCCCGCAUCGUGUUGGAACCCUUAGAGGGUGAUCCUCACUCAGACUACAUCAAUGCUUGCUACAUCGAUGGGUACAAAAAGGAGAACAAGUACAUAGCCAGCCAAGGACCUAAUAAAGCGUCACUUCGAGACAUAUGGAGAAUGGUGUGGCAGUUGGAUGUAGAUAAAAUUGUCAUGCUGACAAAUCCGGUGGAGAACGGCAAGGUAAAGUGCAUGAGGUAUUGGGCUGAUACUGGAACUGCAUCCUACGCUGACAUUGUUGUAACCACUGACAAGGAGGAAGUCUUCCUGGAUUACACCAUUCGUGAUUUCAGCAUUCAUCAGGUUGGCAUUAAGGAUCGGAGAUUCGUACGUCAGUUUCACUACACCACCUGGCCCGAUAUGAAACCACCAGAAUACCCAACCCCGUUGCUCAACUUUAUGCGUGUUGUCAACGCUGAGAAAAACCCUGGACGCACCGUCAUACACUGCAGCGCUGGAGUUGGGCGCACGGGGACCUACAUCGCAUUGGAUGCGAUGUUGGAGCAAAUGGCGCAGGAGGAACAAGUGGACGUUCUUGGCUUCAUCUACCAAAUGAGGCAGAAACGCAUCAAGAUGGUGCAGACACCGGAGCAAUACAAGUUUAUCUUCGAUGCUCUCCUUGCAUCAUCUCUAACUGGUGAUACAACCUACAAUGCGGAUGACUUUAGACAGAAGUUGUCUUUGCUCAAGAAGGUAGAAGGACCCGCUAAGGAAACAGGAAUGUCAAGACAGUUUGAGACAUUGGGUAAACUGAGCGUGUCUCCUUACGGUGGCAGAAGGAGGUCAAAGGCCGCACUGACCUCUGAGAACGUGGACAAGAACAGGUUCCGUGACUUGGUUCCAACCGAUCGAGCCAGACCCUACUUGAUGACAAGACUAUGUGACGACGACAGCGAUUACAUCAAUGCCAAUUUCCUCCCUGGCUACUGCAAGAAGAACAGGUACAUCGGGACACAGAUGCCAAUGCCCAACACGGUGGCCGACUUCUGGCGCAUGGUUUACGACCACAAAGCGACCACCAUAGUCAUGCUGAACACCCUGGUUCCCGAAGACAAAACAAUGUCUUGCUACUGGCCACAAGAAGGACAAAUUGACUUUGGACCUCUUGUCAUUGAGCUGAAUGAAACAACAGAGUAUAAAGGUGUAACGGGACGCGCAUUCACUCUCAAGAUGAAGGAUUCCGAUCUCGAGUCUGAAGACUCGUGGGUCGUCACACAGUUCCAGUAUCACGACUGGCCGUCUGACAUGGCAGUACCAAGCUCCUUCGAUGGAAUGCUGACCCUCUUGGAACUAACUCAAGGUUGUCAUGAAGAUAUGAAACCCAUCGUAGUUCAUUGCAACGAUGGAUAUGGCGCCACAUCUGUGUACUGCGCCCUGAUGGCGAUGCUGGAUCAGUUCAAGUUCGAGAAGGCUGUAGAUGUGUUCCAAGCAGCGCACCGUCUGCGCAUGGCCAACAACAGCAUGAUGUACUCUGAGCAUCACUAUGCAAUGUGCUACGAUGUGUUCCAAGCUCACCUGAACUCGGCCACCAUCUAUGAGAACUACGCACCGUAAAGGACGGAAAAAUGGUCCGCCGCAGUGUUAUCGUUAAACCAUUCCGAGCUGCAUCUUCAAUAGCUGAAAGAAAUUCUUUUCAGGGUACUCCAUCAAUGAAUCUAUCACAGAGACCCUAGUAUUUUUAAUCGUUUUAUUUUACAAACUUGACUUGUUAACGCAGCUGUUAACGUAUCUUUUAGAAGAAGCAUUGUCUUCAAUAUAGUAUCAUGGAGUUAGGUUGGCGCAGUGUUCCACCUCUGGGGGCCUGGAUUCGAAUCCAGCUCAGUCCACAUGUGGAAUGGGUUUUCAGUCCCUACCGGAGUCCAUGGGUUUCCCAAGAAACAUUUAUCCGGGGUUUCCCUCCCAUCUCUAAAACUGAACAUUUUUCUCGUCUUCUUCACUCUUUAUCGUCCUGUAACUGGCACUAAAUGUGCUCUUGGAUGAUCAGAAAUAAAUAAAUAAAUAAAGACAAUCAAUAUAAGGUAGUGCGCCCACUGACACAGCUCAUUUCAUGAUAACGUACUAGACCAAGUUAAACCCAAAAAGCAGCUACUAUGCAUACUACACAAGGCAAUAUAUCAUAGUACUCGUGUGGUUUAUUUGAUUAAUAAAUUCCAUGACAAAGGCCUUCCAUGGUAAACAUGACCGCAGUCAAUUUAAGAUUGGAGUGAAAUCCACCAUUCCGCAAAUUUCACUUUGUCAGAGUCGAAGUCAUUCCCAUUGAAGUUGUUACCGUUUUUACAGUCAAAUUGUCCAGACUGAGUUGACAUUGACUUUGAAUUAGCAACAAAUACCACGUUCUUUCUAAAACCGAUGUAAAAACAAUGUUUGCAGUCAUGUUUCCUUAACGAAGCUCAGCACACGAUGUUGAGAUAUGCUGUAUAUAGGCUAAAAUAAAAAGAAAUUUGACUACAUGCCUAAUAAUUUUGUUUGGUGGCCAAACAUAGAGAAACCACCUUUUUCCCUUCUUCUAACAUACGUCAAAAUGUUCUUUUAAAUUCUGUCGAGGGCGGAUCUGGGGGGGCCAACCACGAUUAAAGCCCCCCCCCCCAAAAAAAGGUCUUGCUGAAAAAUGAAAGACGGGCGCAUUUUCUGGUGUAGUUUGUUUUGACUUCCAUCCAAAAAGCCCUAAAAACCGGUACCAGAGAGGCUUCAACACGAUACAUACAAAAUUGAUCAAAUUUUGCCUUUCCCAAAGAACAAUUCCCCUCCCCUACGAAAAUGUUAUUCCUUAUAUUCUGAUAUUGCAUAUAUAAAUGUGUUUCCCUCAAAUCACAAUGUUUCUAAUCUACUUAGAUAUGGAAUAUAAAUGACGCAUAAACAGUUUUAUCAUCAAUUAGUGUACCCGGAGCAUGUUGUUACUCAUUUACGAUAGAAAAAAAACGAGCAAGCAAUGAGACCGUACGUUAUUUCUUCUAAUUAAUCAAGCUAAAGAUUAAAACGAUUAGAAUCAAACUUACGGGGUCGGAUGAUCCAAUCAACUCAAGAUUUAAAGUUGUUUUUUUUUUUAUUUGCUUCAUAUUUAAGAAUUUUAUAUUGAUGUUGAAAGCUUAUGUUAAUUUAGAACACAUUAUACUCCUUACAUGCAACUGAUGUAUAUACAUGUACUUGAAAAUGUUUCUACCAAUCUAAAAGUAAAAUUUUCAUUUAUUUUUAUAUUAGUCAUGUUGGUCGGGGUAGCCGUAGGCCUAUGUUUGUUUCGAUUUGGCAUUUUUCAACGAUAGUCAAAUUGUAUAUUGAAACAGUUUCUGCUAUUUUCACGCUGUGCAGAUGUCAUGUUUCUCUUGGGGCAAGUCUUAACUUUGAUAAACGUAAAAGGCAUCAAAAACACUUACACAACAUUCUAAAAAGUGUACUGGGCAAUUAAACCCAAUCGAUAACUUUGUCAUCGUGUUCAAAAGUUAAACAUUGUCCCCAAAACAAAAAGUCAACGUUAAAUGCCUAACACUAUCAAUAAUCUUAACACUUGUACGAAUUUAUCGUAUUUACAUAUUACAUCUCUUGGCAGUUUAGAAAAGUGUUUAUUUGCUAAAUACAGUUGCUGCAGUGAACUAAAGACCAAAGCUGCUUGCGAAACAGUGAAUGACUAAAACGGUCGACAUGUGACUGACAACUUUAACAGCAACUUCAUCGUUGCAGCCGAAGAGAGUUGGCCUCUGCGUGUCCUCUUACUCAUCUGCUGUAGCUUGACAUUUUCUUCGCCAUUUAUACAUAUUUUAAUUUUACUCAGAGCGUCAGAGAAAAAAGCCCUGUCAGAUUGAGCUUUAUUGCUAAAGAGGGCACUCAGAAAAUUGUAAACGGUAAUUAGGUACAUGAAAUAGUUAAAUGCUGCGAAUGAUAUCAUUAUACUCAGAUUAGAUCUGAUUUAAUUCACCUUUAGCUAAUUAAGGAAGACAGUUUAAUCACAUGGUAUUUAAAUCAAACCAACAAGAGAUUUUUAUUUGUCUGAAUGGAAUUGUAGGUGUCAAAUUGAUAGCACGAUUUUAGAGUCUAUAGUGAUUUAUUCCUUGCUGUUUUGUUACCUUUACAAAUCUCUUUCGUGUAGUAUUUCUUUUAAAUGGUGAGUGAAAAUUUUACCUUAAAGUGUCAAAAGUCGCCCAAGAUUUUCGCACAAUAAGGCGGUUACAACGCGUCUUUCAAAGUCGGGAGUCCAACUUCAAACAUGAUUGGAAGAUUUUGGGGGGAUAAUCUGUUGUUCAAAACAAGUCCCAAGCUAUAACAGCAUGCUUCAUGUUGAAUUCCAGUUAAAUAACUGGAAGUAGAUUCAAAUUGUAAUGGCGUUUUCCUGUAUCUAUAAUCAAUAUUAUAAAAAUCGCAGCUAUCUUAGGUAUUAAAAUAUAAUAAAACGGUGUGAGCUCUGGAGAA
Messenger RNA from Acanthaster planci (crown-of-thorns starfish), 7396 nucleotides. RefSeq names its product receptor-type tyrosine-protein phosphatase epsilon-like. Gene Ontology annotation, molecular function: protein tyrosine phosphatase activity; protein binding. The record is from RefSeq and is a predicted model, not a curated record. Gene Ontology annotation, biological process: protein dephosphorylation. Lineage: Eukaryota; Metazoa; Echinodermata; Asteroidea; Valvatida; Acanthasteridae.